CGACGCCGAACCGCCGAAACAACCACUACGAUUUUCAUACUUGUUUAUUGUUGAAAUGGAGGAAGAUAGAGUUGAGGGGUCUAUAGAACAUAGUGAAGAGUUCGUAAACGAAUGUACACCAUGUAUUGGUACGGAGUUUGAGUCAGAAGAUGCUGCGUAUCGAUUCUAUUGCGAAUAUGGAAGGAUUCUAGGGUUUUGCGUUCGAAAAGACUACAUAUCAAAAAGCAAGACGGACGGUGUGAUGAUUAAUAGAAAGUUUGUUUGUAGUAAGGAGGGAGUAAAAAGAGUGGAUAAACGAACUCAGACGACAUCACUAGGUAGACUAGAGACAAGAACUAAUUGCAAAGCAUUUUUGUACAUAUCACUUGAUCGGGCUUCAUUGAAAUGGACUGUGAAAAGAUUUGAUGAGACUCACAAUCACUUGUUACAUAUUCCUGAAACUGUCCAUAUGAUGAGGAAUCAAAGAGGAUUGACUGAGUUACAAGGUAUAACUGUUGAAAUUGCUGAGGCUACCGGGUUACUUCUUAAGUUGUCACAUGAUCUCAUUAGUGCCCAAUCAGGAGGGAAGGAAAACGUUGGGUUCAUGCGAGAGGAUAUUAAAAGCUACUUGCGUGCGAAAAGAGGAAGGGAUUUACAAUAUGGUGAAGCAGGGGCUUUGUUGAGAUAUUUUCAGAAACAAACAAUUGAUAAUCCUUACUUCUUUCAUGGAAUGCAAUUGGAUGUAGAUGAGAUGAUAACCAAUAUCUUUUGGGCGGACCAUGAGAUGAUAAGAGAUUAUGGGCUUUUUGGGGAUACAUUCACUUUGUUUGGUUGAGGUUUUAGAACGUUAUUUUUGAGAGUUGAGUGGUAAUGAGUGGAGAGAGAUAGAGAGAGAAAUUUAUUGAAAACUAUGCCGAGAGUAAAAAUUACUCUCAAAAUGGUGAAUCAAGCGGAGUGAUUGUCUUUUGACACGACUUUUAGAACUAAUAAAGAGUUUCGACCGUUGGCUAUUUUUACCGGCUUUAACCAUUUUCGUAUGACGGUGAUUUUUGGUGUUGCAUUGAUGUAUGAUGAAACAAUCCCAUCAUUUGUGUGGUUAUUCAAAAAAAAUUUAGAAGCAAUGUCGGGGAAGAAGCCUUUCACAUUUUUUACCAAUCAAGAUCAAGCAAUGGCUAACGCGAUAUCUCAAGUUAUGCCGGAUGUGAAACACGGAUUGUGUACAUUUCACAUUAAUCAAAAUGCAAUGAAGCAUUUAGGCUACUUGUAUGGGGAAGAAUCCACAUUUGGUAGUGAUUUCAAUGCGUGCAUGUUUCUCUAUGAAGACGAAAAGGAAUUAGAAGAAGCUUGGGAAUCUUUGCUUGAAAGUUAUAACUUGAAAGACAAUGAGUGGAUGAACAAAACUUGGGAACUUAGAAGGAAGUGGGCACAUGUGUACAUGAAGUUGUCUUAUAAUGCAGGGAUGAGAAGCACUCAACUUAGUGAGAGCUUGAAUGCCAAAUUGAAGAAACACUUAAAGUCCAACCUCCAUCUUGAUCAAUUCUUAACACAACUUGAUAAAGUUGUUUUUGACAAGCGGUACAAUGAAAAAGAAGAAGCACACGGCUCUAGAGAAAAGAUGGUUAGAUUAAAGUAUCCAAGUUGUCCAAUGUUACUUCAUGUUUCCAAAUUGUACACUCCUCCUAUUUGCGACUUGUUCCACAAAGAGUUAGACAUCUCCCUAGGUUGUAAAGUGAUACAAUCAAAGGUGUUGGGAGAUGAAAUUAGAUGUGUGAUUCAAAAGCAUGGACAAGAAAGAGAGUAUGUUGUGUUAGCUAGUGUGGAACUUCAUGCAUUGGGAGCUAAAACUUUUGGAGGAGUACGUUGUAGUUGUCGAAAAUUUGAGAGCUUUGGAAUUCUAUGUGGUCAUGCAAUCAAAGUGCUCUCGCUAAUGAAUGUCAUGGAAAUACCUGAAAAGUACAUAUUACCCCAAUGGAGGCUAGAAGCAAAGAGUUGUUCAUCUAAGGGAAAGGAAGUUAUGGUGGAGGAGACUGAUCGGAAGUUUGUAAUAUCGGCGCAGUAUAGGCAUCUUUGUCCUAAAAUGAUGACAUUAGCGGCUCGGUCAUCUGAAGAUGAUGAAGCAUAUAGGUUGGUGGAGGAUACUAUUACGAGUUUGGGAGUGCAAGUGGAGAAUAUCUUUCUUUCCAAACAUGGCCAUGAUGCGUCAAGUAGUGGAGCCGACAUUGACAUGGGAAUAGAUUCGAUCGAUCCUAUUUUAAAACAUGCAAAGGGUUUGAAAAAGAAAUUCACAGACCGUGCAAGGAAGGGUGGUAGAAGACUAAAGAGAAGUUGAAAAAAAGGGCAAAAGGUGUUCCACAACCUCAGUUCAAUCAGGGCGUUGAACAAUCCGGCUCCAAGGAUUGACGGAACACCCUAUUAUCCACAAACAGCACAUUUAUUAACUCAAGCAUCUUCUAGUUCACAAAUUUCAGAGGAGAUGGAAUUUGAUCGAGCAAGACAUAUUACCAUUGAUGGAUCAAUCCAAACAGCCAUGGAGACCGAGUCAUUCUUCCAUAAUGAAGGGUUCAUUGAUUUUAUCAUCAAUCCACAAUCACCCUCACAUUAUUGACUCUAGAUGUGAGAGGAUGAAUAUUAGAUUGUGUUCUUUUCAAUUUUGGAACUUUAGUUGUGGUCGCGCUUUUUGGGGUAACACGAUGAAUAUGAGAUCGUGUUCUUUUGAAUUAUGGAUUAUGGGAUUGAGAUUGUGAAGAAUUAUAUUUAUGAUUGGGAACCUAAAUGUGGAGAUUCAGUUUUUCUCAUGGGAUUCCAGUACAAAUUUCCGAUUAAUGGGUACUCCUUAGCUUUUGAUUUAAGUUUUUCAAGGUUUGAGUUCUUGGUAUUUGAUCUUUUUGUUCGUUCUUGCCUUUUCUUUUUGUUUAUAGCUUGUGUUUUGUAGCUAGGUUCCUGUGGUUGGCAUGAAGGAAAAAAAAGCAGAAAAAAAAACGCAGCAGUUUUCCCUCAAAACAGCGUCGUUUUGAGGUGUGGGAGGACCAGCAAUUUUGCCUCAAAACUGCGUCAUUUUGAUGAGAAGAGGUCCAGCAGUUUUAUCCUCAAAACGACG
Rhododendron vialii is the source of this 3076-nucleotide messenger RNA. Its product is annotated as protein FAR1-RELATED SEQUENCE 5-like. Lineage: Eukaryota; Viridiplantae; Streptophyta; Magnoliopsida; Ericales; Ericaceae. The transcript is spliced from 4 exons. Gene Ontology annotation, biological process: regulation of DNA-templated transcription. The record is from RefSeq and is a predicted model, not a curated record. The coding region runs from base 1016 to 2308 and encodes 430 amino acids. Gene Ontology annotation, molecular function: zinc ion binding.